Molecule: messenger RNA, 609 nt
Organism: Solenopsis invicta (red fire ant)
Lineage: Eukaryota; Metazoa; Arthropoda; Insecta; Hymenoptera; Formicidae
Product: cytochrome b-c1 complex subunit 7
Exons: 4
Coding region: 148-468 (106 amino acids)
Biological process (GO): mitochondrial electron transport, ubiquinol to cytochrome c
Source: RefSeq, a predicted model, not a curated record
AGGCCGUAUCUUCGCGAGUCACCGAAUGACAAUCGAAUGCACGCCGCCAUUUAAUUUUUCGACGCAUUCAGCAUUUAUCAGUCUGCUGCUUACGCGAAGUUGAUCGUGAAUCGCAUUUUCCCGUAGAGAGUGUUCACAUCCUCGGAAAUGAACAGAAUGAAUCAAUUGAUCACCACCGGCUUCAGGAAAUGGUGCUACAAUAUCAGCGGAUUCAAUCAAUACGGUUUAUGGAGGGAUGAUUUACUUUACGAAGAUCAGGAUGUAAAAGAGGCGUUAAGGCGCCUUCCUCAAGAAAUUAAGGAUCAACGCAACUUUCGUAUAAUAAGAGCCAUGCAGUUAGAUUGCAAUAAGAGAAUCCUACCCAAGGAAGAGUGGACUACGUAUGAAGAAGAUGUUAGGUAUCUUCAGCCAUACGUCGAUGAAGUCAUAAAAGAGCGCGAGGAGAGGGAGGCAUGGGAAGCGUCAUGAAGUAUAGUUUAGUGCACGGAUUACUGGAUAGUAAUGUAACAAAUGUUAUCCAUUCUUUAAUGCACACUUCGUUAAGAAGAGCUGGUCUGUACAUAUAUAAAAUGAUUAGAAAUUAAAUAAAUUACAUUUGCUUGCUCCAAA